Oryzias latipes (Japanese medaka) is the source of this 2600-nucleotide messenger RNA. RefSeq names its product synaptotagmin XIX (gene syt19). Gene Ontology annotation, biological process: calcium ion-regulated exocytosis of neurotransmitter; synaptic vesicle endocytosis. Gene Ontology annotation, cellular component: synaptic vesicle membrane; axon; plasma membrane. Lineage: Eukaryota; Metazoa; Chordata; Actinopteri; Beloniformes; Adrianichthyidae. Gene Ontology annotation, molecular function: phosphatidylserine binding; SNARE binding; calcium-dependent phospholipid binding. The record is from RefSeq and is a predicted model, not a curated record.
CCCGUCAGCUUUUUUAUUUGAUUAAUUUUCAGUUGCUGUAGUCUUUCAUGUAGCAUUGCUAUUAUUUAGUUAAUUCUUUUUGGUGUUAACUUACUCUUUUACUUUUUACAUUUAAAACUAGCAUUUUUCCAUUGUUUGUCAUUUCCAAGCUUCUUUUUAACUGUUGUAAAUGUUCCUGCAUGAUGAAAACAAAUCAUUCAUUUUAAAUGUUUAUAUAACUUUUAGCUUAACUUAAUUUAAAUUUACUUUUACGAAUUCUAAAGUUUUAUUAAGAAAGAAAAGGUAAAACGUUGAAACAAGUUUUGGAAAGAACUAAAAUUUUGUUAGUUUUGGUUUUUAUUACUCUCUGAACAAAACUGUUGGAGGGUUGUGCCAGCUGAAAGCAGCAGUGCCUCUCAUGCAGGUCGGAUGCAAUAAAACCUGUUUACAAUGGAACCUGUUUGCCCUGAAUCUGUAGUUCAGGCAUGGAGUGUGUGUUGAACGAGAGAGCAGAAAGAGGAAGGGUGACUCCAGUUUGCUAAGCAGAAAGGACAGUUUGGUGAUAAGAUUCUAGUUUGAAUUUCUCUUUCAGGCGAGUUCAUUUGUUUUGCAGCAGCUGGAGAGCUCGCAGAGUGGAUUUACACUUCACAACCUUAAAGAGGAAGAUGUCUGCUUUCUUAAAUGAAAAGAAGAGCUGAGCUUUUACCACUUAUUGCAAAGCAAUCAGAGGCAUGAUGACCGUCAUAGAGGAUCCUGACCACGUGGGAAGCUUCUUAAAUGCUUCUGAGCUGAAGAUCCCGUUUUCAGAUACGGUCAAGUACUGCAUCCUUGCUGUUUCUGUUAUUCUCCUCCUGGUGGCGCUAUGCAUCUUGGCCUGGCAGAUCUUCAGAUGUUUCUCACACUCAUAUUUUACGUACACUCAAGAUUCAAUGAAUAGUGAUCUGUUGUACUUAGAGGAAAAGCCAUCAACAGAAAAAAACUACUCAGCACCAGGUAUGAAGGUAGAGAAUCAGACUACUCAGUCUCACAGACUGAGUCGUUGUCUGUCUCAGACUUGGUUUUCCUCUUCAGAAACCAGUAUGUCAGAUGUGAACUUCGAGGAGCAAAAAACAAAUAAAAAGGUUUUGGGCUCUCUGCGUUUCUCUGUCUUCUUUGACCGGCUGGAGUCCCGUCUGGUGAUCUGCGUGCUGCAGGCAGAGGGGCUUUCAGACUCCGGAGAGGCCACUUCCAUGCAGCCGUUUGUAAAAGUACGACUGAUGAAGGCCGGAUUAGAAGGAACAGCAAAGAGGAGUUUAAAGAAAGAGCGGGGUGAAGAGUCACCUUCUACUUUGUGGGCGGUGCUGCAGGAAUGGGACACUCGUAUAGUAAAAGGAAGCGAUAAGGCUUUAUUUGGAGAUGAGUUCAGCUUUAUUCUGCAGGAAACCAAGAACAUACUUCAUCACCUAAAGCUCAGGAUGGAGGUGAGAGACUUUGACAAAUUCUCCAGACAAACACUGUUAGGGGAAGUGAACCUUCCUUUGAAGCACCUCGACAUCUCAUUUCCUCUGGUGCUCCAAGAAGAUCUGCAGGCACCCCAGAAGGAUCUUGUUGGGGAAGUUCUUCUGUCUCUGAAGUUUCUUCCCACCUCUCAGCGGCUUGAGGUUGGUUUGUUGAAGAUCAGGACAGCUUUCCCAAACAUCUGCUCAGAUGCAGCUUUAUAUGCCAAGAUCAGCGUUCAGUGCAAUCAGAGUAAACUGAAGCCCCAGAAAACCUCUGCAGUGGUCCGCAGCGCGGUGACUGUCUUCAAUGAGGUCCUCAUCUUUUUGCUGCCUGACUUUGCUGUGGAUCAGUGCAAAAUUUUGGUCUCUGUUUACGAGACCUGCACAGAUGCCAAAUCUAGCAGGUCUUUGAUUGGACAUUUAUGUGUGGGGAAGGACAGGAACCUGGAAGACGAGCACUGGACAUUGAUGCUGCGCUCAAUCCGCCAGCCUGUUGCAAAGUGGCAUGCACUUCUGAUUUAAACAACACUGCACAAGCCCUUUAUUUAUUGCAACUUUCACUUUAAUCUGUUCAACAGCAGGAGAUAACAAGAAAGUGCAAUGUAUAUCACUGAAUGUAACUGCUUUUGCUCAGUUAAGAAAUCUUUUUUUAGUCGAAUGUAAAGCUAAAAAUCCAGUUUAUAUGCUGUAUUUAUGAUGUACUUUUCAUCCAAAUCAAAGGAAUUUGCAGAAAAUAUAAACUUUUUCUUUGAACUAGCCUCAAAAUAGUAUGCACACAAAAACAUUGAUUUGUAAAAUUGUUUGACUGUUUCAGAAGUCUAAUCCUCCAUACUGCACAAACAGGAAGAAUUAUUAUUGUUAUAAAAUGAAACUGCUUUCUACUUUGCUAAUACCAAAGAAUGCUUAUAUAAGUCUACGUAUCCAAUCCUGCACAGAAAAACAUUAAGAGGCAAAACUAGACAACAAACAUUUGGUUCAAGAUAUCAGUUUAAAAAAAUUAAAAAAAUAAUAAUCAGAAGAACGUUUUCCCUCUAUCACUAGUUAACUUUAAGCCUGUUAUACCUUAUGCGGAUUUAACUUUUGACUUUGUUAACAAUUGAAAUAAAAUAUUUAAUAUGAGGAAGUCCCAUUUGGAAAAAAAAA